This is a messenger RNA of Priceomyces carsonii, 1113 nucleotides long. RefSeq names its product heme-dependent oxidative N-demethylase family protein. Lineage: Eukaryota; Fungi; Ascomycota; Pichiomycetes; Serinales; Debaryomycetaceae. Bases 1 to 1113 code for a protein of 370 amino acids. The transcript has a single exon. The record is from RefSeq and is a predicted model, not a curated record.
AUGAGAAGCACUACAGCCAUGGGUACAUUUCUGAUUGUGGUCUUCCUGUUGUUUUUAUUUUUAGUGGUCUAUGCAAUAAGCAGUCAAUUAUCAAAUGUCAAAAAAGGUGAUAAGAAAAUCACGAGUGAUAAGGGUCCACAGCCCGUUAUUGCUGCCAUAGGGGAUGACUUUAAUUGGAAGGAAACAAGCCCCCGUCCUAUUAGACCAUUCGUAAAUAAAAAGAACUUUAAUGUAUCUAUGGGAAUAAGCAAUUUAGCUAAAACUCCGGAAGAUUGGCUUUUGAUAGAAAAUACAUAUGUUGAACAAACGAAAGCUAGAAAAGAGUACACCACUAAAUUUCCAGGAAAUACGACACAUGUAUAUGACAACGAGAUUUCCAAACUAGCACUUUGUGAAUUUUAUGAAAAGGUUGUCGAAUACCUUUUACAGAGGUAUCCUCAGUACUUUCAGUCUGAAAAUGGUCUUGUCACAAACCUAAUAAAUGGCGAGGAGUUUCCUUUAAAACCUUAUGAUAUUGCUCCUCGAACUCUACUCAAGUAUUUGGCUGCUAAUAUUGAAGAAGACUUCCUAAUUUUAAUUAAAGAUAACCCCAGUAACGAAGAAGAGGAGUAUAUUCUAAGAGCUAGUGUCACAGGGUUUCCAGCAGGAUUUGAUCCCAGCAAACACUUUAAUAAGCCCAUCUCUUUCAUCCAUGGCCCUGUACCUCAAUAUGAAAGUCGCCUCAAGCUCUCAAUGACAAGAUUCUUUAAUCGGCUAGAACCCAAAGAUUUAUGGGUUAGACACAAUUGGUCCAUACAGACUCAUGCAUCAAGGUUCAGUCUCCAUGAAAAUCAUGCUUAUGAGGGUCAAAAGAUCGAGGCUUUAGCGAUGAGUGACAUAGACUUCGAAAACGGUUGCUUUUUAAGAGUAGAGAGACAGAUUUUUACGAGGUUACCAAAACUGAGAGCAAAUAUCAUGACUGUGAGAACUUUUUUAACACCAAUCAGUCAAGUUAAAGAAGAGGGUCUCGCGGAAGAGCUUACAAGAGCUAUUGAUUCGCUCCCUGACGAGAUAGCUUUUUACAAAAAGAGGGAUGCUUGGGGCGAGGCAGUGAAGCAGUAUUUAAGAAUAUAA